Messenger RNA from Nerophis lumbriciformis (worm pipefish), 2691 nucleotides. The record is from RefSeq and is a predicted model, not a curated record. Lineage: Eukaryota; Metazoa; Chordata; Actinopteri; Syngnathiformes; Syngnathidae.
AUGUUUUGGAAGAUUGACCUACACACGGCUUCUCAUCUGGAGGCUUUAUUGGACAAAGAGGAUGUCACGCUCACUGAGCUCAUGGAUGAGGAUGACGUGCUGCAGGAGUGCAAGGCUCAGAACAAAAGACUCCUCCUGUUCCUGUGCCAGGACAAGUGUAUGCAGGAGCUGGUACGCAAGAUUACCACAGAGCCUCCUGCUGGUAUCGAGGAGACCAAGCGAUUUAAGUAUUCAAAUAUAGCUUGCGAGUUGUUGACAAGCGACGUGGGGGUGAUCAAUGACAAGCUGGGCAAUGAGGAGCCGCUACUGGAAAGCCUGUAUUCCUUCCUGGAACAGCCCUCCCCUCUCAACCCUCUUCUGUCAUCUUUCUUCAGCAAAACCGUUGGGAACCUUAUUGCACGAAAGACUGAACAGGUGAUUCGUUUCCUGCGGCGAAAGGAGGAAUUCCUCACCCUGGUUCUAAAGCACAUCGACACGUCGGCAAUGAUGGAUGUCCUGCUACGACUCAUUAGUUGUGUGGAGCCGCCCCCUCUUCGGCUGGAAACUUUAACUUGGCUAAAUGAAGAAAAGCUGGCCCAGAGACUUGUGCAAAUAAUUCAUCCAGAGAUGGAUGAAGAGAGGCAGUCCAACGCUUCUCAGACUUUGUGCGACAUCAUUCGUUUAAGCAGGGACCAGGCCAACCAGCUUCAGGAGAUGUCCCAGGCCGACCCUUUGCUGACUGUGCUGGAAUCGCAGGAGUGUGUAGAGCAGCUGCUACAGAACAUGUUCUCAGGAGAAAGAACUGAAAGCUGCAUUGUCAAUGGGAUUCAGGUUCUGCUCACGCUGCUAGAAAUUAGGAGACCUGUCGUGGAUGGUGUUAUGGACGCGCAAGGGUUUGAAAGAAGUUACACCGUGAACAGCAGCAUCCUGUUGGCCAUUCAGCCUCAUUUGCUCCACUUCCACCAGCUUCUUCUGGAGCCUCCUAAGCGAAAUCCUAUGCUGACAACUUUGGGUGUGCUGGAGGAACCUUUGGGGAGCACACGGCUACACGUAUCUAGACUAGUGGCCUCCCUUCUCUAUACCAGCUCCGCCAGCCACGCAGUCAUAGCGCAGGAGCUCUGCAGACUUAAUACAAUGGACCUGCUUUUGAACUCGUUUUUUAAGUACACAUGGAAUAACUUCCUGCACCUCCAAGUGGAGCUCUGCGUGGCAGCCAUUUUGCGGCCCUGCGCCCACGAAAUGAGACUUCAGCUGGGCGCCGUCUCCCAGGACACCGUCCAUCCUCCUCAGGAUGCGUCGCAGGCUUCGGCGGAGGUCGCAGUCCCCCAUGACAAUUCUGCACAUAAUUUGUUGGUGACUCACUUGUUUCAACAUUGCCGCCUCGUUCAACGGAUUCUACUGGCUUGGGAAGAGAACGACAAAACCCAAUCAGAAGGUGGAAUGAGAAGAGGCUACAUGGGACAUCUGACUAGAAUUGCCAACACAAUUGUGCACAAUCUGGAAAAAGGCCCUGUUCACACACAGAUUAGUAAUCUUAUCAGCGAGCUACCAGAUGACUGCAGAGGGCGCUGGGAGACUUUUGUUUGCCAGACCCUGUCAGAGACCAACAGGAGAAACACCAUCGAUCUGGUCGGCAGCGGUAAUCCACGGCCUUCCUCAGAAGAUGAAAUGGAGAGCCCUUUCCCAAAAGAACUCACACUACAGCAGGCUUUCUCCGACUACCAAAUUCAGCAAAUGACUGCGAAUUUUGUGGAUCAGUUUGGAUUCAACGACGACGAGUUUACUGAUCACGAUGAGGGCAUCGGGGCAACGUUUAAUCGAAUUGCUGAGAUCAAUAUCAACAUUGACGUGGGCCAGGACAGCGCCAAUAUGGCUUCGUUUGAUGCCUGCACCAAAGAGAGGAUUCAAGCCUUCGAUGACGACGAAGAGGACAUCUGGGAGGAAAAGGAGAUCAACUAUGCAACACAAGCCAAGUCGAGGAACAGGUUCGGUGGGUCGCAGGCAGCCCAAGGCCAAGCCCCAGGUAAAACACGUGAAAGGUCCACGUCUUCUGACAAAGCGGCGAGCUCAGACUCUGACGAAGGAGAGGAGCUAAAAGACAACAUGGACCCUUUCUCCAGCCAGACUGAGGCCACAAAGAACUCUGGAUGGAUUGCAGACUUCGGAGAGGUGAACUCAAAGGCUCCCGCAGCAGGCGCCGGCUUCGCAGCCUGGGACGAUCCCCAGCCGGCCGCCACCGAGACAGAUGAGAAGGGCUGGGCCAAGUUUACAGACUUCCAGCCUUUCUGUUGUUCUGAAACAGGUCCCCGAUGCAGCUCCCCCAUCGACUCGGACUUCAGCACAAAACCAAGCCAGAACCCCUGUGUGUGGAGCGUAUGCGGAGCAAGGAAAGCCCCCCUGGUGGCUUCGGACAGCUCCUCCUCCGGGAGCUCAGACACCGAUGAAGAUGAGAGCAAGACUGGGUCCGGAGCCGGCCAGGCGGCGACCAUGGAGACCAUCAACAUGGGCGACGGCAAGGAAACCAUCCGGCUCACCGUCGAUGCCAAAAAUGAACGCGCUGUGUUCAGCAGAGUAUUCAGACCAGCCACUAGACGUCACACAGAGAAGAUGGCAGCAGAUGACAAAGCCAAAGGAAAUGAGGCGGAACACGGAGACUGUGCCAGUCCAGCUAAGGCCAGUCCGACCCAGCAACCUUCUACUGUUACACAGUAA